UCAGUACGCACCACGCUAGUGAUACCGGCUAAUACACAAAAGUUCAUUUCAUAAAAAGUGACAAGACCAUUGCCUUCCACUUCCGUAUUUGCCCAUACCGUUGCCGUAACUAUGAUGUAACCAUACCAGUGACCCUUAAAACUACGAAAGAAACCAAUGUACUGUAAAUAUUCAGUGUUACUUAUGAGAGUGAAGUACUUAGUUCAAAAUCAGACUCGAUGCUCAAGCCUAUGAGAGACAGCCUUUAGCACCAAAUAAGCGAUGAUCUGGAGAAGGAGAAGGACCUGCCUCCUGGGUCUCUUUCUUUUGGUCCUCUGCUUCGUCAGUGUAGUUCUCGUCUUCAGGAUUUCAAGUCACACACAGCAGGACAAGGCAGAAGCACUGCCUUGGAAGGAGUUUCCCCGUAGCUCCAGGAGGACGCCCCUGGGUGAUGGCACUCCCCGAGUGACCUGCCUGGUGGUGACUUCCCCGGGGCACCACGAGGACCGCGCCCGGCACCAGGGGGCAGCGUGGAGGGACCCCCGACCGCCCACGCCGUGCCCCGAAACCUUUUUCCUUUCCUCUGCCGCCCACCCUGAUCUCCCCAACGUUAUACUCUCCAACUACACGGGGUACGAGGACCUGUGGGGCAAAGUGCUGCACGGGCUGCGGGCGGUGGACCCGGCCUCGGCGCAGUGGUUCCUCAAGGCCGACGACGACACCUUCCUUCUCUACCCUCACCUCCUCGACCUCCUGGGCGAGUUUGACUCCUCCGCGCCGCUCUUCCUCGGCCUGCCGUUGGUGUUUACAGACGAAUCUGGCUCCCUGCGAGUGGAGUACAUGUCUGGGGGCGCUGGCUACGUCCUCAGCAGCCCCGCCGUCAGACUGCUACAGAAAACCCUACUGCAGGAGUGCCAUCUGCCGGGCCUCACCUCCUAUGAGGAUGUCAACAUGGGUGCCUGCAUGGCGGCUCUAGGUGUGAGGAAGGGAGACACUCGAGACUCUCUGGGUCGGGCCAGAUUCCUGCCCUAUCCUCCUUGGGUCCUUAUGCGAGAGGACCUCCAGCACCAGCCAGGAUACUUGUGGCUCCAAAGGAUGUCCAAGUUUCCCUUCAGCUUUGGCAUCGAGCACAUGAGUGACCGAGUCGUCAGCUUCCACGAGGUCCGGGACCCCAGGGACUUCUACGCCCUCCAGUACCUGACCAGCGACUUGAAGGUUCUUCCUGAAGGCGCGGAUUCUCCUUUUACGCUUCCAGAGGGGUGAUUUCUAAUGUCGUUGUAUUGAUGUAUUUAUUUGCUUACUUUUGUGCACGUCAUUCUGGUAUGAUAGUCUCGAAAACGAAAGAUGUUUUAUAGUUAUGAAGCCAAAAAAGAAGCCAGUAAGGAUAAGAUUGUGAAGUCAUUGUAUUUCGAACCAAGCGUCUAGAUAUUGAUUUACUGCGCUAUGAUAUAGUUAUCCCUUUAAUUUCCCAUUUUCUUCAAAGAUGUAAAUAAAGAGAAUGGGAAUCCUGAAAUAUUAUGCAAACUUAUGAAAAUUGCAGCAGCAGUAACCAUGGUAACGGACAACUAAAUUACUAAAAAUGAAGUAGAAGUAUAAAAAAGGUGGCUAAUUAGAUGAUAUGAGCAAAACGCCAAAUUCAGAGUGAAAAUCUUUCAGAAAAUAUUAUUUGCUGGCAUUUUUAAUACAAUUUAUAGAAGGAAUCUAAUAAAUAAUAAUUUAUUUUG
This is a messenger RNA of Penaeus indicus, 1703 nucleotides long. Its product is annotated as glycoprotein-N-acetylgalactosamine 3-beta-galactosyltransferase 1-B-like. The record is from RefSeq and is a predicted model, not a curated record. Bases 262 to 1242 code for a protein of 326 amino acids. NCBI's taxonomy places the organism in Eukaryota, Metazoa, Arthropoda, Malacostraca, Decapoda, Penaeidae. Gene Ontology annotation, cellular component: membrane. The transcript has 6 exons. Gene Ontology annotation, molecular function: N-acetylgalactosaminide beta-1,3-galactosyltransferase activity.